AUGGGUGAUUCUAUGCUUGCACUUGCUUAUAGUCCUUUGCUGUUAGUUUUGGGCCUAGUGAUAAGCAGUUGGUUGAGAGAUUGUGGAGUAAUCCGGAAAGAGUCUUUGCUUUCAACAUGGUUUAACAAUAGUCCCCAACAUGUUUGCACACAACCUGAUAAGGUUGGCCACUACAGUGUCUCCUUCAAAUGUAUACCUGUUCGGGAUGAUGGUAUGAUUGGUGAACCUAGGGUCUGCAUGGGACAAGAGCGGGUUCGUGCUGGAAGCCCAAGGUUAAUUUCAUUGCAAAUAGCUGGCAAGUCUAUUGAAGGAUCAACAUUGGUAGCUGAAAAAUCAUAUUGGGGUGGUGCAGAGGGAGAGUCAGUUUUUCGCUGGUUUCGGAGUGAUUCAGGUGGGCAACAAAUGGAAAUUAAUGGUGCUAUCACAGCAUCAUACACACUUUCGGUUGAUGAUGUUGGACACUAUAUAUCAGUAUCCUGUGAACCAAUUAGAAGUGACUGGGCACGUGGUCCAGUAGUACUCUCUGAACAAUUUGGUCCAAUAGAUCCUGGUCCCCCGUCUUGUGAGGCACUCAGCUUCUCAGGAUCAAUGACAGAAGGAGAACGAUUGACCUUUAGUGCAUCAUACACUGGAGGGGUAAGAUGCGACUGCUACAUUGAGUGGUUUAGAGUACAAAACGAUGGUUACAAGAAGAGACUGUCUGCCAAUGAGUUUCUAGAUUUAGCUCUUGAUGAUGUUGGGAGUUGCAUUGAAGUAAAUUUCACGCCUGUUCGGAACGAUGGAGCUAGAGGAAUUUCCCAGCGAAUUAUAUCUGAUAUUAUCAUGCCCGCUGAUCCUGUUGGUUUAGAGCUUACAAUAUCUGCUUGCCAUGUGGCUGAGGAAGUGUUUCCACGUAAGAGAUACUUUGGUGGACAUGAAGGUAUAGGAGAAUAUAUAUGGUAUAGAACAAAAAAGAAGCUUCACGGAUCUGAUUUGAGUGGUAUAUCUGAAACAUAUGAUGAUGUUAUAAUUUGUGGUCGAGACGUUACAUACACACCGUUUCUGGAUGACGUGGGGGAAUAUUUAGUUUUAUAUUGGGUUCCGGUACGCAAAGAUGGGAAACCCGGCAAGCCAUUAGUUUCAGUUUCUGAUGAUCCAGUUGGCCCAGCUCAUCCUGUAGUACAAAAUAUUUGUGUCAAAGCCUUGAGUUUGAGCACUUUCUCUGGUGAAGGGGAGUAUUGGGGCUAUGAAGGAUCAAGUCUGUUUAGCUGGUAUAGAGAAACAGCGGAGGGCACUAUUACUUUGAUAAUUGGGGCUGAUUCUCAGACUUAUGAAGUCACAGAAUCAGAUUACAAUUGCCGUUUGCUGUUUGGAUACACACCAGUUCGUUCAGAUUCAGUUGUUGGAGAACUCAGGCUCUCUGAUCCAACAGACAUAUUCUGCCUGAAUUCCUUGCCUUCUACCUUAGAACUAUUGAAAAUUGAGAUGGUUGCUCUCACUGGAAAAGCAAUGGAAGGAGAAAUGCUCACUGCUGUUGAAGUCAUUCCAAAUAGUGAGAGCCAACAAAAAGUUUGGAGCAAGUACAAGAAAGAUGUCAAGUAUCACUGGUAUUAUUCUUCAGAUUCUGGGGAUGCCAGAUCCUGGGAAAUGUAUUCUUCAGAGAGUUCCUGCUCUUACAGAUUGUGUUUUGAAGACAUUGAUCGUUACCUGAGAUGUGAGUGCAUUGUUACUGAUGUCUUUGGAAGGUCAAGUGAUCCUGUAUAUACUGAAAGUACUCCUGUAUUGCCAGGAAUCGCUAGAAUAGAUAAACUGGAGAUUGAGGGAAGAGGAUUUCACACUAAUUUGUAUGCUAUCCGAGGAGCUUAUAGUGGAGGCAAAGAAGGCAAAAGUAAAAUACAAUGGCUUAGAUCCAUGGUUGGCAGUCCUGAUCUCAUCUCUAUACCUGGAGAAAUGGGAAGGAUGUAUGAAGCUAGUGUUGAUGAUGUGGGAUACCGCCUAGUAGCAGUAUACACUCCAGUAAGAGAAGAUGGAGUUGAGGGAAAGUCUGUCUCAGCUUCAACAGAGCCAAUAGCAGUUGAACCUGAUGUUCUUGAAGAAGUGAAGAAAAAGCUUGACCUUGGUUCUGUGAAGUUUGAGGUAAUAUGCAACAAGGCUCCAUCAUCCAAAAAGAUUCUGGAUACUGGGGGUCUUGAGAGGAGAAUUUUGGAAAUUAACAGAAAGAGAGUCAAAGUUGUGAAGCCUGGUUCCAGAACUUCUUUUCCGACUACUGAAAUGCGUGGCAGUUAUGCCCCCCCAUUCCAUGUGGAGGUUUUCCGCAAUGACCAACACCGAUUGAGGGUUGUCGUCGACAGUGAAAAUGAAGUAGACAUUAUGGUGCAUACACGCCACUUGAGGGAUGUCAUUGUGCUUGUUUUCCGAGGAUUAGCUCAAAAGUUCAACAGCACGUCUCUAAAUUCUUUGCUGAAAAUAGAAACAUAGGAAUUCAUUCACCUUUUGAAUGUCUUUAAAAUGUCAUUUUAUCAAUGUUAGUGAGGUUUCCCUUUCGUUUCCUUGUUUGUAUGGAAAUCAUUGCUAUACUUCGUCAUAGUUAACGGAAGUCGUGUACAACUUUGCUUGUGGCUUGUCAAAUUCUUUUUUUGGGUUUAUACAAGAGAAUGUAAUUAAAUACAUUCUUCAAUUACUUUUGAUUA
Beta vulgaris subsp. vulgaris (sugar beet) is the source of this 2669-nucleotide messenger RNA. Its product is annotated as 187-kDa microtubule-associated protein AIR9. Gene Ontology annotation, cellular component: plasma membrane. Lineage: Eukaryota; Viridiplantae; Streptophyta; Magnoliopsida; Caryophyllales; Amaranthaceae. The record is from RefSeq and is a predicted model, not a curated record.